Messenger RNA from Piliocolobus tephrosceles (Ugandan red Colobus), 1486 nucleotides. It is a transcript of the gene SMIM14, whose product is annotated as small integral membrane protein 14. The transcript has 6 exons. The record is from RefSeq and is a predicted model, not a curated record. Gene Ontology annotation, cellular component: endoplasmic reticulum. The coding region runs from base 481 to 780 and encodes 99 amino acids. NCBI's taxonomy places the organism in Eukaryota, Metazoa, Chordata, Mammalia, Primates, Cercopithecidae.
GCUCCCGCCUGGCUUCCCGGGACGCACAAGGCAGGCGCUGGUCGUGCGCAUGCUCGGCAGGCGGGGCCGCUGGAGUCUCUAGGCGCUGCAAUCUGUUGCACUGCCGCCGGCGGGAGCCGGCAGAUCCGGGUCUUGUGGCUAAGAGUGACGUGGUCACUCGACUCAAAACAGAGGAGGGGGAGGAAGCCGGCAGCCAGGAGCGGCAGCGGCAGCAGCGUCCGGAGCAGCCGCAGCCUUCUGGAAGCUCCAGGCGGUCUUUCUGCCGAGCCUCGGUCCCGGCCCCCAUCCUCCCCGCCCCAUCGGUUGUUGUCUGGGCGGAGACAGGGUCUUUCUCACCGUGUUGCCUGGGCUCGAGUGAUCCUCCCACCUCAGCUUUCAAAAGUGCUGGGAUUACAGGCGUGAGCCACCAUGCCCAAUCUUGAGUCCAUGUUUUCAAAUCUUUAAGAUUUAAACAGUCAAGUAAAAUCAAGCUGAGUAAUCAUGGCAGAAGGUGGAUUCGAUCCCUGUGAAUGUGUUUGCUCUCAUGAACAUGCAAUGAGAAGACUGAUCAAUCUGUUACGGCAGUCCCAGUCUUACUGCACAGACACAGAGUGUCUUCAGGAAUUACCAGGACCCUCUGGUGAUAAUGGCAUCAGUGUUACUAUGAUCUUAGUGGCCUGGAUGGUUAUUGCAUUGAUCUUGUUCUUACUGAGACCUCCGAAUCUAAGAGGAUCCAACCUACCUGGAAAGCCAACCAGUCCUCAUAAUGGACAAGAUCCACCAGCUCCUCCUGUGGACUAACUUUGUAAUAUGGGAAGUGAAAAUAGUUAACACCUUGCACGACCAAACGAACGAAGAUGACCAGAGUACUCUUAACCCCAUUAGAACUGUUUUUCCUUUUGUAUCUGCAAUAUGGGAUGGUAUUGUUUUCAUGAGCUUCUAGAAAUUUCACUUGCAAGUUUAUUUUUGCUUCCUGUGUUACUGCCAUUCCUAUUUACAGUAUAUUUGAGUGAAUGAUUAUAUUUUUAAAAAGUUACAUGGGGCGUUUUUGGUUGUCCUAAACUUACAAACAUUCCACUCAUUCUGUUUGUAACUGUGAUUAUAAUUUUUGUGAUAAUUUCUGGCCUGAUUGAAGGAAAUUUGAGAGGUCUGCAUUUAUAUAUUUUAAAUAGAUUUGAUAGCUUUUAAAUUGCUUUUUUUCAUGAGGUAUUUAUAAAGUUAUUUGGGGUUGUCUGGGAUUGUAUGAAAGAAAAUUAGAACCACGUUGUAUUUACAUUUACCUUGGUAGUUAAUUUGUGGAUGGCAGUUUUCUGUAGUUUUGGGGACUGUGGUAGCUCUUGGAUUGUUUUGCAAAUUACAGCUGAAGUCCGUGUCAUGGAUUAAACUGGUUUAUGUGGCUAGAAUAGGAAGAGAGAAAAAAAUGAAAUGGUUGUUUACUAAUUUUAUACUCUCAUUAAAAAUCUCUAAUGUUAAGAAAACCUUAAAUAAACAUGAUUGAUCAGUAUGG